CAGACACAGUAUCCUCACAGCCAGACAUACGCUUCUUGCUUUGUGUCAGGGGGUGGGUGGGUGACGGUCCCUUCUAGGGUUGACCUGUGGUGUGUAGUCCACCCCCCAUUUUCCUAACUAACCACAGGAGACUGCAGGAGAGAGGACAGGAGGAGAGAGAGGAGAAUCAAGCUCUUGCUUUCCUACUUGGAGUUUCUCUCCUGAGCCCAUCACCCAUAAUCCAUCACUCCCUUUCACUCCAAUUUGCUCCACUGGCUCCUAUACCCAUGGCAACCCCUCCCGCAGAUACAGGGCCUCCCCCUGAGGUUCAAACUUCUCCAGAGCCCACAGACCCGGUCUGCACUACAACCGUGGUGGUGGUAGAGGAGCCAGAAGCUGCGCAGGAAGCUACUGGAUCAGAGGCUGAGCCAUCUGUUACCAUCCAAUCAAAAUCCUCAUCUCUGAAUGACCUGAAGGCCCAGCCAGCUGCCAAUGGAGGACCACGGCCCCCUAGCCCGACCGGCUCAGAAGGACGGCUCGCUCAGGCCGCCUCCAAUUCUCCCAGGCCAAGCCUGUGUCGUCAAGCUUCUACAGCCACUGCCAGUGCCAUUGAGGCAGAAAAGCCAAAAGACUACCUCCUCAUUGCCAUCUUGUCUUGCUUCUGCCCAAUGUGGCCAGUCAACAUUGUUGGCUUUGUGUAUUCCAUCAUGUCGCGUAACAGCCUUCAACAGGGUGAUGUGGAUGGAGCCCUCAGGCUGGGGCGUGUGGCCAAGCUCUUAAGCAUUGUGGCGCUGGUCGGUGGAAUCCUGAUCAUCACUGUGUCCUGUGUCAUCAAUUUUGGAAUCUUGUGAAUUACUGCCGACUAAGACCCCUCUACGGACAUCACGGGGCGAGGGGACCCCAAAUUUUACAAAGAACCCUUCACAUUCCCAUGAGACACCAGCCAGCAACGAGAGAGAGAGAGAGAGAGAGAGAGAGCCAGGAGUGACAGAGUGUGACUGAGUUCCCUGGUGUGUUUGUGUGUGUGCCUUUAUCAUAGACUGAGUGAGUCUGCGUGUCUCCUCAUCCCAUGUCUCAUAUACGCAAAUAAAGCCUGUACUGUUAAUAAUGACAGGAAAUAAAAGCACAUACAACCACACACUACAAUACACACACACAAUGCAACACUCAUGUACAGACUACAGAGACACACAACUUCUAUCUGUAACGGUGCAGAGGUGACCCCUAGUGGUCACUGUAUGUAUAGCAAGUGCAUGCGAAAUAGCAAAGCACUGUCCUAUUAACUCCUCCUCUGCUGCAGCAUACAGCACAGCAGAGCAUCACACCCUAACACUACCAUCUCCACAAAGACCUGCAACUCAUGGCUUCACUAAUUACCUUCACUCGCCCAUCCGCCACUAACCUUCCGUGCAGGUUGACAGAUUAUUAUUUAACCCCCUCCCUUCCUACAUGCUGGCUGAUCAGACUGAAACCUAGGUGCCGUUUGGUGCAGAGACCGGAUUCUGCAGAGCAUCUCACCCUGAUCAUAGCCCCUCUCCGGGCCACCCCUCCGACCAAUUUAUAUGUCUUAUAUCUGAUGACUGUUAUCUGUAAUGCACAUCUAUGGUUCUGCAUGCCGCCUGGUUUACAUGCACGCAGGGGUGGGUAAUCCGUUCCUCUUUCCCCUCCUCCCUCUGCCCUGGAGGAACCUAGAGGAGGAGACAGAGGGAGGGAGAUUUAACACGAGUUGAAAUUAUUUUAGUAGAGAGAGACUGUUGUCGUUUUAUUGCUCUUUAUCCAACUUCCAUCCUCUAGCUGGGGUAGCGGGGUCAUGCUAGGACUUGUAGUCCCACAGCCUUCGGUUGUUCCAUGCCCAAGCAGCAUAUAAUGACGCCUAUUACCAUGACAACAGAUUUUUUUUAAAUAAAUAACAGAUAGAAUUAACCAUUAAAAGAUCUGAUUCAAACGGUGAUUGCAAGCCUUUAGGACAAGGAUCCAAUUUUCAGGGUUUAUUUAUUUUAUAUCUGCAAUGUCUAUGGAAUGUGUCCUUAACGCCACCACUUAUAAACUAUACAGUGUAUGCACAUAAUAUUUAACCUGGUUCCUGCACUGUCCCGAUCAGCUACCUCCGCUGAGGCCUGGAAAUAUGGCUGCCCCCUCCACCUAGUGCGAGCGGUUACAAGACGACAAGAAUUUAAGAAUUAUACUGUAUUCGUCUGCCCUAUAUUUUAACAUAUUGAAGAUAUACUGGAUAAUAACCAUCCUCAAAAUAAAGUUAUCAGGGAUCUGGGAACAUAAAUCUGUUUACAAGAAAAGAACUAAUAUUCCCUGUUAGUUCUUCAUCCAAAUAAAACUGCCCAUUUGGGACCUUACGACGGCCCAGAGUUAUCACACGUAUGCUGCAUAAUAAAUCCAUUUAUAGUCAUUUUUAUAUUACUUCUAUAUAUUUACCGGUACUGCGAUAUAAAGAAGUUAGGGCAUAGGUCAAGGUAUCCAAUCAGAGCUGGCCGCGGGUGACCCCAUACAGCCGUCUCUCUCUGCUGCCUCUAUACUUUAUAUAACUUGUUAUGGGUGGGGAUUUGGGUGUUGAGAAUGUAUUUUUAUUACACCAUGUACUUGCAGGAAAAAUGACUAGUAACAAGGAGCAUGUCUCGUUAACCAGCGAUGUUUGUAUAUUCUGCACUUUUUUGUAUGAACUGAGCAUGAAAUAAAAUAUUUAUGCAUGAAA
Pseudophryne corroboree (corroboree frog) is the source of this 2686-nucleotide messenger RNA. RefSeq names its product proline rich transmembrane protein 2 (gene PRRT2). Gene Ontology annotation, cellular component: membrane. Bases 267 to 830 code for a protein of 187 amino acids. NCBI's taxonomy places the organism in Eukaryota, Metazoa, Chordata, Amphibia, Anura, Myobatrachidae. The record is from RefSeq and is a predicted model, not a curated record. The transcript has 4 exons.